Messenger RNA from Pollicipes pollicipes, 477 nucleotides. Its product is annotated as histidine-rich protein PFHRP-II-like. The coding region runs from base 1 to 477 and encodes 158 amino acids. NCBI's taxonomy places the organism in Eukaryota, Metazoa, Arthropoda, Thecostraca, Pollicipedomorpha, Pollicipedidae. The transcript has a single exon. The record is from RefSeq and is a predicted model, not a curated record.
AUGGCGCACCAGUCCUCCCAUAAGAGUGUGAUGGCGCACCAGUCCUCCCAUAAGAGUGUGAUGGCGCACCAGUCCUCCCAUAAGAGUGUGAUGGCGCACCAGUCCUCCCAUGAGGGUAUGAUGGCGCACCAGUCCUCCCAUAAGAGUGUGAUGGCGCACCAGUCCUCCCAUAAGAGUGUGAUGGCGCACCAGUCCUCCCAUAAGAGUGUGAUGGCGCACCAGUCCUCCCAUAAGAGUGUGAUGGCGCACCAGUCCUCCCAUAAGAGUGUGAUGGCGCACCAGUCCUCCCAUGAGGGUAUGAUGGCGCACCAGUCCUCCCAUAAGAGUGUGAUGGCGCACCAGUCCUCCAACGAGGGUGUGAUGGCGCACCAGUCCUCCAACGAGGGUGUGAUGGCGCACCAGUCCUCCCAUAAGAGUGUGAUGGCGCACCAGUCCUCCAACGAGGGUGUGAUGGCACACCAGUCCUCCAGCAAUUAG